UCCUCUUUAUCUGCUUGUUUAGCCCCACACACUCUGUUUCCGAGCUUUUCUCCUUAUUUUUGUCUCAAUUCUCACUCUUCAUCUUUUAGUAAUUAUUGAUAUCGUUUAAUAAAUUAGUAAAUUUAUAUCAAAUUGCUCGUGUAACUCAAUAAGAAGCCAAGAAAAAAAUUAAAUGCAAAUUCAGCAGUGGUAAGUUCCCCUUUCUUUUAGUAGUAAUAGUAGGCCUACUCUUUUUCUCUUCUACUUUUCGCGGGAGUUUGGUGGUCGCCACUGCACAUGACAGGCAGUCCUACUUCUUUCUCUCUGUUCUCCCCGUCUGUCUUUUUACUGUUUCCCCAGCUCUUUAAUUGACAUUAUUUUGUAGAUGUGCUUGUCAUUACUAAAACAAGUCUUAAACUUUUCAUUCAUUAUCAUCAAUGCCUUUCACCCCUGGCAGGGUAUAGACCGAUGAUAAGCUUUCAUUUACAUGUAUCUCUGUCCAGGGCCAUUUUUCCAAGCUCGUUCCAAUUGAGCUUCAUCUCUCUCUUGUCCCUUUUCCACACAUCUCCAUGUUUCCCGUAGCCUACCCCUGCCUCGUGCUCCCUGUGGGUUCCACUACAGUGACAAAACAAACCUUUCAUCGCACGUUCGAUAAAUAUGACACACACGUAAGCGCGAACAUGCUGUACGUACGGUGAUAAAACCAGUGACUCAUUCAUUCUUUCUGGGUGGAGGUCUGAUUAUCGCAAUUUCGUGGAAGUAAUGCCACAUUAAACACACAGCUUCUGUGAAUUUGGGGUCACUUAAAUAACUAAAAUAACUUAUCGUGAAAUUCAAUUAGAUCUAAAUAAACUCACUUUUUGUACCUUCUCCAAAUGUUCAGACAGCUGUAGGCCUAGCCUGGCUUACAAGUACUACCCACCCAUGAGCCAGAGGAAAAACAGUCUAAAAUAAUACUAAUUCUAGAUCUAAGAAUACAUGUAUUUUCUUUAUUCUCUAUUCGAGGAGGAAAAACCGUGACUAGCCCCGUUGACUGACAUACUUUUACUUCUUUGUAGAACUCGACUGAUAAUGACCAGUGACAAAUCAAUAACUAUCGACAGUUUCAGUCCAAUCCAAAUAGGCCGUUUGAGUAUAAUUUAUAACGGAGUCUUGUUACAAUAAAUGUAAAUGAUAAUAAAUCUAGUUGAUCAAUCCUUCAGGGCCACAGUAUAGACACAUGGACGAGAGUCAAAUAUAAGGAGGCCAAAUAUAAUCCUUCAUUGUGGCGAACUCGUCCUCCCCCCUCCCCACCUCUCACUUCCGUAGUCAUACCCGCAUUUCGUUCACAUUCCCCUCCCUCCCUGUAAAAAGCUAGGUUAAGUUACCCACUCAUUCAACUCAUUUGCCCGUUUCCAGGUUCUCACACCUGCGCUUGUCAUCAACUGAGGAGAGGCUCACCACAGCCAGUUCUUUGUGAUUGUGCGCUCUUUAUGUUUUGAUCAACUCGGCACUCUGACACGGAACUUGUGACCUUGAACAAAAUGCUGGGAAUUUGUCUCUGGCCCAGGGUAGAUCUCGCAGGCAAAAAGUGGACAAGAAAGGACGAUUGUCAGCAUUUGAAAAACUAAGAAAGGCCAAAGAGGGAGGAGUGAAGAAUAAAUAUGAGAUUGAAGAAGAGCAAAAUGUGUACGACGUUGUUGAGGAAGGGGAAUAUUCUGAGUUGGUCAAACAGAGACAAGAUGAUGACUGGAUUGUGGAUGAUGAUGGUGCCGGGUAUGUUGAAGAUGGUCGGGAGAUAUUUGACGACGAUAUGGAUGAGGAUGCCCCGUCCGGUUCUGUUUCAAAGAAAAAAGGAGAAAAGAAAAGGAAUAAGAACAUUGUUCGUCCCGGCACAAAGCCAAAACAAGACAUCAAGUCCAUGUUUGCGGCAGCUGCUGCUACGGGAGGCGCCAAGAAAAAGUCAGAGAAAGACGUCAGUUUGGCCAAUGAUGACAUUCUGGACGGUCUGAUGGGAGAGUUGAACUCUUCUGCUCCCUCAGGGAAGCCGACGGUCAAGUUGGGAGCCCCCUCUCAGAAGCAGAAAAAGCCUGCGGCGUACAACCCAUUCAAAGUGGAGACCAAACUGCCAGCUCGACCCAAAGCCAACAAAACUCCUCAGGGGAAAAGCAUCAAGCGAGAGCUCUCCUACUCCAGCAGUCCUUCAGUAGCUCCUCUGGACAGCAAAACUGACCGAUCUACGAAAUCUGGGGCUGAGACUCAGGUCACUGUGAAAGAGGAGCCGGAAGAUGAAGUGAUGCAGGAUGAUGAUGAUGACGAUGUUCUUCAGGCAGCGGACGAGUCUGUUGUGGAAGAAGACAUGGAUGCAGGUGUGGGGGCAGAUUCUGUGGAUCUGUCUGGCAUCGAUUUUGAUGAAGAGGUGGAGGAGGUGCAGAAACCAUCAGCCAAACCUGCCUCCGUGUCAGAAAGAGCGACCAAACCUCUGAUCAGUGAUGAGAUGCUCUCUGUGGGCUGGGAAAACGUCAGCGAGGAGACGGCGGACGGUCAAGCCGGGCCUGGCACCGGCGUCACUGUUGACUCGUCCAGUCUGCCCAUGGUCACCAACAGCGCCGGGGAGUCUGUCAUUCGCUUCUACUGGUUUGACGCUUAUGAGGACUCGUACAACCAGCCAGGUGUGGUGUAUCUGUUUGGCAAAGUGUACGUGGAGUCGGCCCAGACCUACGUCAGUUGCUGUGUGACGGUGAAGAACAUCGAGCGAAGACUCUACCUCCUGCCGCGCCUUAAGAGAAUGAAUCUGAAACACAACGUGGAGCUGGAAGAAGAUGUGACCAUGCCGAUGGUCUACGAGGAGUUUGACAAGGUAGCGGAGAAGAACAGGAUUUUAAAGUUCAAGUCCAUGAAAGUCAAGCGGUUCUACGCCUUUGACAAGCUGGACGUUCCUGUGGAGGCGGAGUACUUGGAAGUGCGCUAUUCUGCUGACCUUCCGACCUUGCCCUCUGACCUCCAGGGGGAGACUUUCUCCCACGUCUUCGGAACGAAAACAUCCAGCCUGGAGUUAUUGCUGCUCAACAGAAAGAUGAAAGGCCCGGCCUGGCUGGACCUCAAGUGUCCCCAAAUGCCCAAGCCUCCCACCAGUUGGUGCAAACUCGAGGCAAUGGUCUUGAAACCAGAGCAUGUGUCAGUGAGUGACGUCACUUUACCCCCGCCACCUCUCACCGUGAUGACCUUGAACUUGAGGACUCUCCCGAACCCCAAGACGAGGCAGAAUGAGAUUGUGGCUGCCGCGUGUCUGGUGCACACAGACUUCCACAUGGACAGACCGGCGCCCAAACAAUUCUUCCAGCAGCAUUUCUGUGUGAUAUCCAAACCAGACGACUGUAUAUUUCCCUUUGACUUCAGAGAUCAAGUCAAGAAGCAGGCGUCCCGCAUGAAGGUGGAGAUAAUGCCGUCGGAGAGAGGCCUGAUUGCUUGUCUUCUGGCCAAGAUCCAGAAGGCAGACCCGGACCUACUAGUGGGUCAUGACAUUUAUGGAUUUGACCUUGACCUGCUCUUGCACAGAAUAACUGUGAACAAAAUUCCUCACUGGUCCAGAAUCAGUCGGUUGAAGAGAACCAGAAUGCCCAAGAUUACACACAACCACGGCAGGGCAACGUUUGCGGAAAAGUCGGCCGUGUGUGGGCGGAUGAUGUGCGACGUCCAGAUCUCUGCGCGGGAACUGAUCCGUUGCCGUAGCUACGACCUCACAGAGCUAUCCAGUCAGGUGCUGAAGCACGCCCGGGCCGAGGUGGACUACGACAAAGUGCGGGAAAUGUACUCGAGCAGCAAACAGUUGCUGCAGCUGGUGGAGCUGACCUUGAUGGACUCGACCUUGACCCUGCGCAUCAUGUAUGAGCUGAAUGUCAUCCCUCUAGCGCUGCAGAUCACCAAAGUCUGCGGAAAUGUCAUGUCUCGCACGCUGAUGGGCGGCCGGUCGGAGAGGAAUGAGUGGCUGCUGCUUCAUGCGUUCUUGGAGAAACAGUACAUCUGUCCCGACAAGGAGUUCAAGAAGAAACAGGUCGCCGCUGUGGUGGGAGACGAUGAGGAUGAGGUUGACCAAUCAACGUCCAAGGCCGGUCAGGGCAAGAGGAAGCCAGCGUAUGCAGGGGGUCUGGUGCUUGAACCCAAGAAAGGUUUCUACGACACGUACAUCCUGUUGCUGGACUUCAACUCUCUGUACCCGUCCAUCAUUCAGGAGUACAACAUCUGCUUCACCACCAUCUCCCGCACCGAGGCUGCCGCUCAGUCGGAGGACCCCGAUGAGGAGGUGGAGCUAAUUCUCCCAGACUCUGACCUUGAACCCGGCGUUCUGCCCACGGAGAUCAGAAAGUUGGUGGACAGUCGGAAACAGGUGAAGAAUCUGAUGAAGGGCAGUGAUGUGAGCGCAGACCAGAUGAUGCAGUACGACAUCCGUCAGAAGGCUCUCAAACUGACGGCCAACUCCAUGUACGGCUGCCUGGGCUUCUCCUUCUCCCGGUUCUACGCCAAGCAGCUGGCCGCGCUCGUCACGGGGAAGGGGAGAGAGAUUCUCAUGAAAACGAAAGACCUUGUCCAAGGAAUGAACUUGGACGUGAUCUACGGCGACACAGACUCCAUCAUGAUCAACACCAACAGCACCGACUUCGACCAGGUCUUCAAGCUAGGCAAUAAGGUGAAGAGCGAGGUGAACAAGCUGUACCGCCUCCUGGAGAUCGACAUCGACGGCGUCUUCCAGUCCAUGCUGCUUUUGAAGAAGAAGAAGUACGCGGCCUUGAGCAUCUCUCGCGGGCCGGACGGCAAGGUGACCAGCUCCCAGGAGCUCAAAGGGCUGGACAUUGUGCGCAGGGACUGGUGUGACCUGGCUAAAGAGGCCGGAAAGUAUGUUGUGGAUCAAAUUCUCUCCGGGAAGAACCGAGAGACCAUCUUGGAGAACAUCCACGCGAAGCUGACGACGGUCGGGGAAGACGUGACGGCCGGGAAGGUGGCUCAGACGCUGUUCUACAUCUCCAAGCAACUGACCAAAAACCCAGAAGACUAUCCGGACAAAAAGAGCUUGCCCCACGUCCAGGUGGCGAUGAGAUACAACUCCAAGGGAGGGAAAAAGAUGCGGGCCGGAGACACGGUGCCCUACAUCAUCUGUGAGGACGGCUCCACUCUGUCGGCCACGCAGCGAGCGUAUCACCCAGAGGAACUCUCUCGUCAGGACAACCUCAAGAUUGACACCAAGUAUUACCUGGCCCACCAGAUCCACCCAGUCGUGUGUCGGUUGUGUGACCCCAUCGAGGGGACCGACUCCGCACGCAUCGCAGAAUGUCUCGGCCUGGACCCGUCAGGCUACCGUCAGGUGCUGCGUCAGAACGAGGGCGAGGAGGAGGAGGAUCUGGUGACCAUGCAGCUGACCAUGGAAGAGAGGUUCCGCGACUGCGACCGCUUCACCUUCCCCUGCCCCGCCCCCGGCUGCGGCCGCCAGAUUGUCAUGGACUCUGCGUUUACGGGACAUGAUUCGUCGGUGAGUCCCACCCUCCAGGCCUGUCCGAACCCAGACUGCAACCACCCACUAUGGAAGGCGAAGAACCAGCUGAAGAAUUUGCUACAGCUCAAGAUUCAGAAACACAUCAAUAGAUAUUAUCAGGGCUGGCUGAAGUGCGACGACUCCGUAUGUGGGUCAAGAACAAACAAAGUGCCGCUCAUCAUGCAGCGGGGUCGGCCGGUGUGUGCCGCCUGCGACAGGGGCUUCCUUCAGCCAGAGUACACAGACUCGGUUCUCUACACCCAGCUCUGCUUCUACGACUACAUGUUUGACGUGCAGAAAGCCAGUCUGUACAUGACAGACGCUGAGAAAGCCACAACACGGAAGUUGAACCCCGGUCUUCUGGACGCCUACCGCGACCUCCGACAGUUGACCUCUGCCUGGCUGUCCCGCAGCGCCUACUCCAACGUGGACCUGGGCCGUUUGUUCCACGGGCUCGGCCUGACAACCCAGGUCAAGGUCAAGCAAGAACGGGAGAUUUAAUAACAACAAUAAUAAUAAUGAUAAUAAAACAGAUCAUUUCUAUAGCGCCUACUCCCAUGCAAUACAGCUCUCGGCACUUUCACGAUAUUUUCAUCUCAUCAUAAAACACAAGUGGAUGAAUAUACAUUCAUACACUUUUUAGGUCAACGCUAACACAUAUAAGCAAACAUUCAUCAUACUAUCCCAGCACAAUGGACAUGGACAACGAUAUACACAUCAUAUUUUGAAUGUGAGAGAAACACACAGAUGAUUAAUGGCGUAGGAUUUACCCACAAUUCAGGGUUUUCAUCUGUCGAUGACAGACAAAAAAAAUCCUGAAGUUUUUCCUUUCCAAUUCUACUUUUGGGAGGGCGGGGGGUUAUUAAAAAGAAUUUUGUUUGUUUGUUCUAGAUUCAAGUUUAAGUACUCACCAGUCGUAAGUAAACACCAAACCAAUUUGCCAGCACCUAGACAAGAAAGCUUUAUCUUAUCCAUCUUAUCAUAUCUUUCUUGUGAUCCAUAAGGGGAGGCCUGGGACACAUGUGUCUGUGGAUGAUCUAUCGUCUCAACCCUUCUUGGGGUCUGAGGGUAGCAGAAAAUAAGCAAUUAUUUUGUGACUUUUGUUCUUAUAUAGAUUGAGAUUAUUUCCUUUGGAGAUGGACAUUAAACUCUGAGGUCCCACCUCUUAAAUAACCUAAUAGUGUUGAUAGGGACGUUAAACCUAUUCCAUUUCACCAUUUAUCAUUGCAGAUUAUUUAUUUGCCUACUGUAUUGAAUAAUUUUUAUAUAAGUCGUACUUAACAGUUAUUUGUCACACUCUCAUAUUAUGACCUUAUGAUGUUACGAAUACCAUAAAACUCUUUUCUUUAACAAAUCAAAAAUUAUUUGUCGCUGUCAACGUUUGAUGGAUGGCAGUAGUAUAAAGAGUUUAUUUUCAUUCCCUGUAUUCUCAAUGUGUGACUUUGGCUUGUGUGUGUGUGUGUGUAUUGUCACCUCAUGUGUUCACUGUACAGAAUAUCUUUUUGCAUGAUUUAACCCAAGUGAGUACCAUAUUGCACACACACACGCACACAUGAAUAUUUCUAAUGCCUGUUUUGUCAUGAACUUGGAAUUUCUGUGUGAACCCUUUCUAUAUGCUUGGCUGGGUGGGAGGUUUGUGGUUAUAGUGGUGUUGUUUGCUCCUUCUUUCCAAUGAAACAUCUAUUGUCCCUAUCUCUGCUCCUUCUUUCCAAUGAAACA
Molecule: messenger RNA, 7204 nt
Organism: Aplysia californica (California sea hare)
Lineage: Eukaryota; Metazoa; Mollusca; Gastropoda; Aplysiida; Aplysiidae
Product: DNA polymerase alpha catalytic subunit
Exons: 39
Coding region: 1772-5986 (1404 amino acids)
Biological process (GO): mitotic DNA replication initiation; lagging strand elongation; leading strand elongation
Cellular component (GO): alpha DNA polymerase:primase complex
Molecular function (GO): chromatin binding; single-stranded DNA binding; pyrimidine nucleotide binding
Source: RefSeq, a predicted model, not a curated record